Messenger RNA from Pochonia chlamydosporia 170, 795 nucleotides. RefSeq names its product chloroperoxidase. Lineage: Eukaryota; Fungi; Ascomycota; Sordariomycetes; Hypocreales; Clavicipitaceae. The coding region runs from base 1 to 795 and encodes 264 amino acids. Gene Ontology annotation, molecular function: peroxidase activity. The transcript has 2 exons. The record is from RefSeq and is a predicted model, not a curated record.
AUGUUGUCCACAAUUACGAUCGUUGGUUUAGCAGCACUAGCUGCCGCCUCUCCAGAUAAUGCCCUACGACCAUGGAAGGCUGCCGGCCCAGGCGAUUCUCGCGGUCCAUGUCCAAUGCUGAACACUCUUGCUAAUCACGGCUACUUACCACACAACGGCCGAAAUCUCACAGUAAAACACUUUGGCGAUGCCGUCGUCGAAGCUCUCAACACGGCGCCCGCAUACGGCACAGCACCAGCAAAGGCAUUCAUCAAAGGCUGGGGCAAAGAAUUCUUCGACCUAGAGGAUCUCAACACACCAGGUAUACUACAACACAUCAGCUCCUUGUCACGCGAUGACGUGACGCCCACGGAGAAGAACAUCGCCGUCGUACCAGCACGAGUAUCCGCACUCCUGAAGGACAGUUCAACAGAGUACGUGGACGCUGCGUCCAUGGCGAGAAGUCGCCUGCGUGUAGAAGCAUUAUCUGCGCCGGAGAAGAUGACGUACCGGGAGGGGGGGCUCGCGUACGUGGAGGCCAGUCUGGUUCUUAUGAUGAUGAAUGACGGGGAGGUGCCGUCUGCGUUUGCGUUUCCUGGGUCUAAGACGUGGAGGGCGCCGAAGGAUCGUGUGAGGGUUUGGUUGGUGGAGGAGAGAUUGCCGAGUGAGCUUGGGUGGAGGCGCUCGGGGCGACGGCUUGGUCUGCUGGAUUUGGUGCCGAUUAUGAAGGCUGUUUUGGGGGAGAAGAUGGCUCAGAGGGGCGGGUAUUGGAAGGUUUUGAUGUCUUCUUUGGGGGUUUCACGAGAUGAAUUGUGA